Molecule: messenger RNA, 390 nt
Organism: Didymodactylos carnosus
Lineage: Eukaryota; Metazoa; Rotifera; Eurotatoria; Philodinida; Philodinidae
Source: the annotation of a GenBank genome assembly
AUGGAAAACGAUCCAAAAACUUGUGCUGACUUCUUGUAUCAUGCUAUAUCUUUUGAACAAGUAGCUUUGUUUGAACUACAGAAAGAGGCUCAAGCUAUCUAUUUGCCACCUCAGCGACGAUGGCCCACACACCAACGACCACAAGAGCAGAUACGUUCAGAUACCGCUCAAACUCAUCCAACGCCAGCUGCUCUACAACAGGCAGUUACUUCUCAACCUGCAGUUCCAGUGUCCAAUGCACAAAAACCACUGAGUAAAGGACAAGUAUUUGAAAAUUCCAAUAAUCGCGGCUCAUAUUCACACUAUUCGGGUUGUCAUAUUUGUGGGUCACUUGAACACUAUGCCCGAAACUGCCGUGAACGACAGGAUUUCGAGCAGUGGCGUCAUUGA